This is a messenger RNA of Anolis carolinensis (green anole), 3576 nucleotides long. RefSeq names its product integrator complex subunit 3 (gene ints3). Gene Ontology annotation, cellular component: cytoplasm. NCBI's taxonomy places the organism in Eukaryota, Metazoa, Chordata, Lepidosauria, Squamata, Anolidae. The record is from RefSeq and is a predicted model, not a curated record.
UCCUGAGGCGGGCUUUUCCGGUUCCGGCGCCCGCUCUUCCCUCUCCUGGCUCGCACAACUCGCUCACCUUUUUCCCCCCACAGCAAGCCACUUCCGGUUGUGGGCGGCGGUGGGGGGCGAGGAGGCGGCCUGGGCGCUCCCCCCUCCCUCCCUGCCCCCCCACCGGCCUGGAGACCCCUUUCCGCCCUCAAUUCCUCGUUCAGAAAAGCCUUUUUCGGCUCUCCUCAGCACAAGCCCCGCCCCCUGGGGCCCAAGCCACGCCCCCUCAAGGCCCAAGCCACGCCCCCUGGAAGCCCCUUCCUCUUUAGGCCCCGCCCCUCAGGCAGCAGAGUGACAAGCCUCACUUCUCAAGCACAGUCUACCCUUACAAUUGGAUCCCAGUCAUUCAAAGGCAAAAUCCCGCCUUGUUUUCCUUAGAGGACCCCCAAAUGGCUUCAUGUUGAAGGUUGAGAAGGGCAAGGUGUGGGUCUGGGCUCUUUAAGAGGGCCUCUGGACCCCUUCCCAUUGGUUUUCGACCCUUUUUCCCAGGGUUUUAAAGUCUUCACUUCCUCUAAAGAUCCCAUCCAGUGGGGUUUGGGGCUCCCUAGGAAGGAAAGGGGGGCCUUUGCUCCCCACACCCCAAAAAGGAAAGUUGCCAUGGAGACGCAGAAGGGGAAAGGGGGUGCCCCCCCGGCCACAGGAGGCAAGUUGCUGAUCUACACCAGUUUGGAUGCCAAGGAUGAGUUAGAAGAGCGGCUGGAGCGAUGCAUGGGCACCGUCACGUCGCUCACCAGUGGGGUUUCGGAGAGAGAAGCCAAUGACGCCCUCAAUGCUCACGUUUGCAAAGGAGCCCCCCAGCAUGAGGAGGUCUGCCUGGGGCUGUUCACCCUCAUCCUCACAGAGCCGGCUCAAGCACAGAAGUGUUACCGGGACCUGGCGCUGGUGAGCCGCGAUGGCAUGAACGCCGUGCUGAACAAGAUGAACCAGAUCCUGAUGAUCAUUCCCAACUUUUAUCCCACUCUGGAGACUCACGUCAGGCAAGGCGUCUUCAACUCCCUCACCCACAUCGUGGAGAAGCGAGUCCUGGCGCACCUGGCGCCGCUCUUCGACAACCCCAAGCUGGACAAGGAGCUGCGGGCCAUGCUGCGGGAGAAGUUCCCGGAGUUCUGCAGCUCCCCUUCACCUCCCGUGGAAGUCAAAAUUGAGGAGCCAGUCUCCAUGGAGAUGGACAACCACAUGUCCGACAAGGAGGACAGCUGCUACGACAAUGCCGAGGCCGCCUUCAGCGAUGACGAGGAGGAGCUGAACAGCAAAGGGAAGAAGAGGGAGUUCCGCUUCCAUCCCAUCAAGGAGGCCGUGGUGGAGGAGCCGGUGGACAUCACGCCUUUCCUGGACCAGUUGGACGAGACGCUGAAGGACAAGGUCCUGCUGCUGCAGAAAGGGAGUGAUACCGAAGCUCAGUGUGAGGUCAUGCAAGAAAUCGUGGACCAAGUCUUGGAGGAGGACUUUGACCAGGAGCAGCUGUCCGUCAUGGCCUCCUGUUUGCAGGAGCUCUUCAAGGCGCAUUUCCGCGGAGAGGUCCUUCCCGAGGAAAUUACAGAGGAGUCUCUCGAGGAAUCCGUGGGGAAGCCGCUCUACCUAAUAUUUAGGAAUCUCUGCCAGAUGCAGGAGGACAACAGCAGCUUCUCCGUCCUCCUGGACCUCUUGUCUGAGCUCUACCAGAAGCAGCCCAAGAUCGGGUACCACCUCCUGUACUAUUUGAAAGCCAGCAAAGCGGCGGCCGGGAAGAUGAACCUCUACGAGUCCUUUGCCCAGGCCACGCAGUUGGGCGACCUCCAUACUUGCCUGAUGAUGGACAUGAAGGCCUGCCAGGAAGACGAUGUCCGCCUCCUCUGCUACCUCACGCCCUCCAUCUACACCGAGUUCCCAGAUGAGACCCUGCGGAGCGGGGAGCUGCUGAACAUGAUCGUGGCCGUCGUCGACUCCGCUCAGCUCCAGGAACUGGUCUGCCACGUCAUGAUGGGCAACUUGGUGAUGUUUCGGAAGGACUCGGUCCUGAACAUUUUGAUCCAGAGUUUGGAAUGGGAGACCUUUGAGCAGUACUGCACUUGGCAGCUCUUUCUGGCCCAUAACAUCCCCCUGGAGACCAUCAUCCCCAUCCUGCAGCACCUCAAGUAUAAAGAGCACCCCGAGGCUCUCUCCUGCUUGUUGCUCCAACUCCGGCGAGAGAAGCCGAGCGAGGAGAUGGUGAAGAUGGUGCUGAGCCGGCCGUGCCACCCGGACGACCAGUUCACCACCAGCAUCCUGCGGCACUGGUGCAUCAAGCACGACGACCUCCUGGCCGAACACAUCAAGUCCCUCCUCAUCAAGAACAACAGCCUGCCCAGGAAGCGCCAAAGCCUUCGCAGCUCCAGCAGCAAACUGGCCCAGCUGACCCUGGAGCAGAUCCUGGAGCACUUGGACAACCUCCGCCUCAACCUCACCAACACCAAACAGAACUUCUUCAGCCAAACCCCGAUCCUUCAAGCCUUGCAGCACGUCCAGGCCAGCUGCGACGAAGCCCACAAAAUGAAGUUCAGCGACCUCUUCUCCCUGGCCGAGGAGUACGAGGACUCCUCCAGCAAGGUCCCCAAGAGCCGGCGGAAAGCCACCAUCUCCAGCCCUCGGAGCCGAAAGAACACGGCCCAGCCGGCCAACAACGAGGAAGAGUCGGCCUCCAGCAGCGCCUCGGAGGAGGAAGACACCAAACCGAAGCCCACGAAGCGGAAACGGAAAGGCUCCUCGGCCGUCGGCUCGGACAGUGACUGAACGGGCGCCUCGAGGGGCAUCUCCGUGCCCUCCUUCCGCACCGAUCCGUCGCCGGCGGCACCCGAGGGCGCCCCGCAACCGAGAGAACGGCCGAGGGGACGCCGGACAAUGUUCUCCAUAGCAACGGCGCCCGAAACGGCGGUCGCAAGACCCCUCCGUCCCGCCCCCCUUCGACCUGCCCUCCCGUCUUUCUACGAGGUUAUUUUUCCAGAAACCGCCCCAGUCUUUUCCAGAGAUCCGAGAGCCUGCGGUUGAGUCUCCUCUCCCCGAGAUGUACAUAAACCGUGGCCCGAAGUGGGUGCUUCCAGUUGAGGAUCCCCGGGUUGCGACUAUUACGUGAGGAUUGCUUUGAGGUUGUGGUAUCUUUCCUCACCCGAGUCUUCUAAACUUCGCCGUACGACAAUUACGAUCUGGUUCACGGAAAAAGUCUGCUUCUCAAUCUAUACAACCAUUCGGGCUCACCGGAAAAAAUGGUCCGCCGUCUUUGAAUUCCAACUCUUAAUCAAACCCAGCCAUCAAACCACAACCAUCAGGUUUCCUCCCCGGUUCCCUUCCGGCCACCGUUUUGGCCAAAUGCUUUCCCUUCUUCCUCUCGGAGGAGCGUACUUUCGGGACGUCUUUUCGGAACGACCGACGAGCAAAAAAGAAAAGAAAAAAGCGGUAGUUAUAUUUUUAAGCCCCAUCUAUCUCCCCGCCGAGAGAAAAGUAUCAUUUCUAAGUGAUUUCUUUUUUUUUUUUUUUUAAAAAGAGAAGAGACGAUAAUAAAACUGUCGACACGGUUUUGUACGA